Seminavis robusta is the source of this 831-nucleotide messenger RNA. NCBI's taxonomy places the organism in Eukaryota, Bacillariophyta, Bacillariophyceae, Naviculales, Naviculaceae. The record is from the annotation of a GenBank genome assembly.
AUGGGAAAUGCUCAGCCAACCAACAAGACGGGGAGAAAGGUAGUAUCCAAGAAGUUGGAAAAUGCGGGUAAAACAAAUAUCCUGUCACUGAGAGAACAUGGGCUGGAUGAGAUUCCUGUUCAGGUCUUUGAAAUCAAAGGGAUGAAGACAUUGGAUGUUUCUCAAAACAAAAUCAAAAACCUGGGCAGUCGUCUGGCAGUCUUGACGGAACUCAAAUCACUCAACGUGGAUCAAAACUUGUUGGUUCCAGGAUCCUUGGCACCUGUUGCAAAAUUAUCCAAGCUACAGAUAUUUUCAGCGGGAGGCAACCAGUUGGGAGCUGCCUCAUCAUCUGCUCCAGCCUUGCCAGCAUUGCCCGCUUCCCUCAAACAAAUCAAGUUGGAUCACAACUCUUUUAGCAGUUUUCCACCGCCCCUUCUCCUUUUGCCCAAACUCGAAAAACUGGACUUGUCCCACAACAAUUUGGCGGCCGUGCCAUCCGAAAUUUCGUCUCUGGUCAAUUUGACCGAGCUCAAUUUGGAUUUUAAUGUUGUUGUCAGCCUUCCAUCGUCCAUGGGACAAUUGAAAAAGCUCAAGACGCUUUCGUUGAAGAACAAUCAACUCCGUGCCAGCAAUACCAACUUUUCCGACAAGAAUCCACAACCCAUUCCGGCAUCCUUGUUUGAAGACACGCCUUUGAUUGAUUUGAAUCUACACAACAAUCCCAUGACAUCCACGACACUCAACGAAUUUGAAGGAUAUGACAAGUUUCUGGCACGACGAGAAAAGAUCAAGACCAAAGAUAUUUACGGUGGUGCUUUGACCAAUUUGGAUGUCUGUGGAUUGAAGUAG